Messenger RNA from Colletotrichum higginsianum IMI 349063, 972 nucleotides. Its product is annotated as 24 kDa metalloproteinase. Bases 1 to 972 code for a protein of 323 amino acids. The record is from RefSeq and is a predicted model, not a curated record. Lineage: Eukaryota; Fungi; Ascomycota; Sordariomycetes; Glomerellales; Glomerellaceae. The transcript is spliced from 3 exons. Gene Ontology annotation, molecular function: metalloendopeptidase activity.
AUGCUGUUGCAACGAAACGCCGUUCUCACCCUCCUCGCAUCUUCGGCGCUGGCUUAUGUCGUAGACUUAUCGCCAGACUCGCUUUCAGAGACCACAAUUUCUCGCUCGUUUGCUAAGAGACAGAGCCUGGGACGAAUUGUAGUUGUUGGCGGAAACAUUGGCAAAGCCAGCGAACACUACUGCAGCCAAUCGGAGGUAUCAAAGAUCGACUAUGACAUUUCUUGGAUGCGGAAACUUGCAGCCUCUGCUUUCAACUUUUUACUGAAGGACAAAUCCGAAACAACUGCAGCGUAUAUUGCAUGGUUUGGAGCUAAUAACGCAAAUCGAGAGACAGCCAAUUCCAUUAGAAGGAAUGUCUACAACAGUAUAUGGGAUCUCGGCGAUGAAACCAAAGCAUACGUAUCCGAUCUAGACUCCGGCAGUGAUGCUGUAGUGAUAGGCUGCCCCAGCCUGAGAGAAGAACCGGGAUGCGACGGCACCAUGGCUUUGGCUGGAAAUGAAGGUGGCUACGUAAAGUUGUGCCCCUUGUACUUUCAAUCGCCCAGCGACUACGAGGAACUAUUCAGAAGCUGGAGAAUGUGGCGCACUCGUCGUCUCACUGGCGGAGAAACAUUACUACAUGAAAUGACCCACCUUGCUGGAGUGGUUGGGUCAUCAUGGAGAGCCACUGAUGUAGCUUAUGAAGAAGACAAAUGCUUGCUUCUAGAUGACUCAGACAUGAUCCGGAAUGCUGAUAACUUCAUGUUCUUUGCCCUUGAAGUGAAAGCCAAUCCUGACAAUGCUGCAAAGCAAGUUGAUAUGGAUGCAGACGAGCCAAAGUAUAAAAUAGCAAGGAGAUUGUUGGCGGAUGGGUCAGGAUCUGGUGGGGCUGGCAGUUCUCAGGUCGCCCCUGGAAUGUGGGUUGGAAACCAUUUCGUAUAUGGUCAACCUGGUGUAUAUGGAUAUCCUCAAUGGCCUCCACCUUGGUGCUAA